GCGACUCGGAGAGAGGCGAAGGUAUCCAGCCCGUCCGCACCGUCCGCGCAACAGAGCGAUUUCCCAACGAGAUUACACCUACGAUCGUUUCCUUGCAUAUCGCAAUUCCGUCUUGGUCCACUUCUCCCGACCCCACCGGCGACGCCCAUCAUCUCCAGGGAUUCAGAGUGAUAAAACACGGUUUCUACCCGCCCGUCUAAGACAAUGGCGUCCGGCGACUACAGUCGCUCAUUGCCUGCGCCGCCGCAGCAAGGGCCUUACUACGCUGACUCCUACCAGUCGCCAGCUCCUCCGCAUCAGCAAUACCAGCGACAGCAAUACCGGCAACAACCCGCACAGUCAGCACGGCCCGAGCAGUCAGCGCGGCCGGUACGGCCAGCACCCCCAACAUCUCAGCCGUCGCAGUCGGCAGACCCGCAGAAACCACAUCGGAAGUCGAGGGCGUUUAGUUUUCACUCCGACAGAUCGCACAAGAGCGAGGGCAGUGCUUCGCACCACAAGGUUGACCUCCAUGAGACGUCUGCUGAAAAGCACGCAAGGAGACUGCACGGCAAAUCCGAUCCCUUGAUGGCACUAACUGAAUCAGAGCCGGCCAUGGACGCUCAGGACGGGGGCGGGAUCAACCCGGCUCCUCUGCGGUCUAUCCAACACAAGGACGUCUACGGUAACCCAAUCACCGACCCCGACCGAUCAAAUCCUACACGAAGCCGAUCGGAGCGACCGUUGGAUACAAUUCGAGCGUUCGAGGCGGCCAUUGACGGCGGAUACAACCGCAAAUCAAUGUUGAGAUCGGAGUCGGAAUCGGUACUGAAUUGGGAUCGGCGAGCUAGUUAUUACGGAACCACUACUACACCCCGCUUCCCUCAAGACAGCUACUACGGAGCCCGAUCGAACUCUGCCCCCCGACCGGAGAGUGCGAUGUACGAUACUAGACAGUCGGUGGUGAUGAGUGGCCCGCGAGAGGGAUAUCGUGACGGUAACAACCAGAACGGAAGAAAUAGGUAUGCACGAAUGCAGUCGGAUCCGUACAUGAACGGCCGUGGGCCUGUCGAUAGGAACGUCUACCCUAUGCCGAAUAACCAUCGAUCAUACGAGACGGUCGCAUCUGGCUCUGGCAGCGGAAGCACGGGCGAGCCGGCAGGAUAUCAGACUGAUCCGACUAGCAGCGACAACAGCUCCAUUGAUCGCCGUCUGCCACCGAAACGUCAAGAACCUGCCAACGACUACGGUAUUGAUUUCGGACAGCCGUCGCAGGCUCCGAGUUUAAUUGCCGGUAACGGCUCGGCGCCGCCGCCGGCGCCGCCGCCAUCCGCUCUUCGCAGGGAUAACGGCGGUCUAUUGAGGAAAUCGUCGAAAGCUUCAGCUCCUAACGGGGGCUCGCAAGAUGGUUCCAAGGCGGAGAAGCGGAAGAGUUGGUUCAAACGAUUUAGCAGAUCUUAGGGUUGACUGCAUCUGUGCGACGACGAAAAUGUUUCUCGUUAUUAAUUUCCCGAGAUACCCUCGUCUGUACAAAAGUAUGGCCGGUAGCCUCACGACGUGAUC
Molecule: messenger RNA, 1542 nt
Organism: Durotheca rogersii
Lineage: Eukaryota; Fungi; Ascomycota; Sordariomycetes; Xylariales; Xylariaceae
Exons: 4
Coding region: 205-1440 (411 amino acids)
Source: RefSeq, a predicted model, not a curated record